AUGGCGGAGGGGCCCCGGGGCGCCCCGCCGCCGGGCUCGCCGCGCCCCGCCCCGCCGCUGCCCAACGGGCCCCGCGGCGGCGGCGGCGGCGGCGGCGGCAGCCCCGGCUCGGGCUCGGGCAGCAGCAGCCGCGAGGACUCGGCGGAGCGGAGCCCCGCGCCCGCCGCGCCCCGCGCCAGCAUCAUGAAGGAUGGCUCUCGGCAGCGGCCCGUGCAGAAGAAGAAGACGGUGUCCUUCAGCACCAUGCCCAAUGACCGGAAGAUCAACAGCACGGCCGCCUGCAUCUCCUUCAUGCUGGAAGGCUGCGAGCUGAAGAAGGUACGCUCCAACUCCCGCAUGUACAGCCGCUUCUUCGUGCUGGACUCGGACAUGCGCUCUGUGCGCUGGGAGCCUUCCAAGAAGGACUCGGAGAAGGCCAAGAUUGAGAUCAAGUCAGUCAAAGAGGUGCGUGUGGGUAAGAAGACCCCCAUCCUACGCAGCAAUGGCCUCUCUGACCAGUUCCCAGACGAAUGUGCCUUCUCUAUCAUCUAUGGAGAGAACUACGAGUCCCUGGACUUAGUGGCUAGCUCGGCCGACGUGGUGAGUGCGUGGGUGAUGGGGCUCCGAUACUUGGUGUCCUAUGGGAAGCACACACCCGAGGCACCUGGGACCGGCCACCCCAGCCUUCGGACCUCUUGGAUCUCCUCCGUCUUCGACCUCGCCGAUCUGGAGAAGUCUGGCUGCAUCCCUGUGUCCCGGGCUGUGCAGCUCGUCAAAGCCCUGAACCCAGGCAUGAAGGCUUCUACCAUCGAGCUGAAGUUCAAGGAGCUGCAGAAAGCCAGUGACCGUAUGGGCACAGAUGUUGCCUGUGACCUCUUUGUGGAGGCCUACUGUGAGCUCUGCACCCGGCCAGAGAUCUUCUUCCUGCUGGUGCAGUUCUCCAGCAACAAGGAGUACCUGGGCUUGAAGGAUCUGCUGAUGUUCCUGGAGGUGGAGCAGGGCAUGGAGGGAGUGACAGAGGAGAAGUGCUUGGAGAUCGUCAGCAAGUACGAGCCCUCCAAGGAGGGCCGGGAGAAGGGCUACUUGGCCAUCGACGGCUUCACGCGCUACCUGCUCUCCUCCGACUGCUCCAUCUUUGACCCGCAGCACCGCAAGGUAUGUCAGGACAUGGCGCAGCCCCUCUCCCACUACUACAUCAGCUCUGCCCACAGCGCCUGCCUCCUGGAGGACAACUUCUGGGGCAGCUCGGACAUCAGCGGCUACAUCAGCGCCCUGGGCCUGGGCUGCCGCAGCAUCGAACUGGUGCUGUGGGACGGCCCCGACGGCGAGCCCGUGGUCUACACCAGCCCCUCGGCCGCCUCCUGCGUGCCCUUCCGCACCGUGGUGGGGCUGAUCGACCAGCACGCCUUCGCCGCCUCCGCCUACCCGCUCAUCCUCUGCCUCGUGGUGCGCUGCUCGGCCGCCCAGCAGCGCCUCGCCGCCCAGUGCCUGCGCAAGACGCUGGGCGACAAGCUCUACCUGGAGCCCCCCAACCCCGCCGAGUCCUAUCUGCCCUCCCCGGAGCAGCUCAAGGGCCGCAUCCUCAUCAAGGGCAAGAAGCUGCCGUCCGGCUGUGAGGACAGCGAGGGCGAGGUGUCAGAUGAGGAGGAAGGCUGGGAGCUGGCACGGCGCCUGGGCCAGGAGGACCGGGAGGUGCCGGAGGGAGGUGCCCCGCGCCGGGUGCUCCUCAGCCGGGAGCUCUCGGAGCUGGUGAGCCUCUGCCAGGCCGUCCCCUUCCAGGACUUUGAGAGCUCGCGGCGGGGGCAGCGCUACUGGGAGAUGUGCUCCUUCAGCGAGGUGGAGGCCGGGCGCUUUGCCAACGAGUGCCCCGCGGAGCUGGUGAGCUACAACAAGCGGUUCCUCUCCCGUGUCUACCCCAGCCCCAUGCGCAUCGACGCCAGCAACAUGAACCCGCAGGACUUCUGGAAGUGCGGCUGCCAGAUGGUGGCCAUGAACUACCAGACACCGGGGCUCAUGAUGGACCUGAACGCGGGCUGGUUCCGGCAGAACGGGGCUUGCGGCUACGUCCUCCGCCCUGCCAUCAUGCGGGAAGAGGUGUCCUACUUCAGUGCCAACGCCAAGGACUCCUUGCCGGGGGUGCCUGCCCAGCUCCUGCACCUCAAGGUCAUCAGCGGGCAGAACCUGCCCAAGCCCAAAGGCUCGGGGGCCAAGGGGGAGGUGGUGGAGCCGUACGUGUGCGCUGAGAUCCACGGCAUCCCAGCUGACUGCGCUGAGCACCGCACCAAGACGGCCCUGCAGAGCGGGGACAACCCGGUCUUCGACGAGAGCCUGGAGUUCCAGAUCAACCUGCCGGAGCUGGCCGUGCUGCGCUUCGUGGUGCUGGAUGACGACUACAUCGGCGACGAGUUCAUUGCCCAGUACACCAUCCCCUUUGAGUGCCUGCAGCCUGGCUACCGCCACGUCCCGCUCCAGUCCCUGGCCGGGGAGCCCCUGCCCCACGCCACCCUCUUCGUGCACGUGGCCAUCACCGACCGCCGCGGUGGGGACAAGGGGCACCGCCGGGGGCUCUCGGGGCGCUGCGGCCGCCGCGUGCGGGAGUACACCUCCACCAAGGCCACUGGCAUUAAGGCCAUCGACGAGGUCUUCCGGACGGCCACCCAGCCGCUGCGGGAGGCCACCGACCUGCGGGAGAACGUGCAGAACGCGCUGGUCUCCUUCAAGGAGCUGUGCGGCCUGACGCCCGCCGCCAACAUGAAGCAGUGCAUCAUCACGGUGGCGGCGUGGCUGCUGCACAGCGACAGCGCGCCCAGCGUCACCCUCAACCUGGCCGAGCGGUACCCCGCCAUGGAGGCCCAGGGCCCCAUCCCCGACCUGCUGCGCAAGGUCCUCACCGCCUACGAGACGAUGAUCCAGACGAGCCGGACGCUGAUCGAGUCUGCCGAUGCCGUGUACGGCAAGCUCAUCCAGGCGCAGCAGGCAGGCAUGGACUUCCACAAGGAGCUGCACCGCAUCGAGGCCAAGGAGGGGCUGCGGGGCCGGAAGCUGCAGAAGGCGCUGGAGAGCUUUGCCUGGAACAUCACCGUGCUGAAGGGCCAGGCGGACCUGCUCAAGCACGCCAAGGCGGAGGCGCUGGACAACCUGUGGCAGAUCCACAACGCGGGGCAGUCCUGCGGCAUCGGCAGGAACGGCUCGGCCUCGCCCGACGCCUCCCGGCUGCGCGCCCCGCUGGAGCCCAUCCCCGAGACAGAAGGAGGCAGCGACGCAGCGUCGUGCUGACCCCGGCGUGGGGCUCCGGGGCCUGGACCCAGCGCUCCCGCAGCACGGCAUCACCCGUGGCCCCCGGCCCGGGGACACCGGCCUGCCCGCUGGCAUUUGGGGACGCGUGGGCAGGGCUCCGCCGUGCCCAUGGGCGGCCGAAGGGCUGCAGCGGGGCCGGCACAGCAGUGAAGCCUCGUGGGGACCGGCUUGGGCCCCAAGCAGGGAGUUCAGGGAAGGACAUCCCUGCUCCCGUCUGUCCUGGUCCCCACAAGCUCCUUCCAUGUCCGUUUCCGGAGGGAUCACGCGGCUGCAGGGCCGGCUGGAGCUGCUGGCACCGCAAUGGCCGUGGGCGUGUGCCCCUGAGCCCGCUGUGCCCGACCUGCCGGCCCCACGGGAAGAUCAGCCCCAUCUCUGGACUCAGGUUUGCUGGUUUUGCCUUUGUAAGCUCCGGGGAAAACCCGCCUGGCUGGUACCGCCCUGGCCCUCGACAGCCGAUCCCCCUGCCCUCGCCAUGGGGCAGCAGGUCGAGUCCCCCGCGGAGUCCCCAGGGCCUGGCUGUGCAGAGGGGCUGUGCCGGCACCCGGGGAGCAGAUGUAGCUUUUGGCAUCAGGGAAAAUGCCCUGGAUUUGCCCCCAGGGUGAGAGAGUCCGGGCAUAGGCCACGAGUGAGGGGCGAUCAGGGGUCGGACUGGGCAGCGCGAGACCCGCGUUAGUGCCCUGCUGCUCCGUCCCCUGCACCCAACGUGGGGGGCUGAGGGCCGGCACGGGGCCCCCGAAGAGCGGGGAGGGGGCACUGGUGGCGCGGGGGGCCGUGCCGGCUCGGGCGCGCAUCGCGGAGCCGUGCAGCCCCGUCUGCGCUUUGUUCGGGAGCGGUAAUUAGCCUAACGGGGCCUGAGCAACGAGCCGGGGAGAUGCUGUCACCUGGGGCCGGGCAGCCGGGAGAGGACCCGCUGCAUCCUGCCGGCGCUGACCUUCCGGCCGCUUUGUGCCCGCCCGGCCGCUGCUUCCUUAGGCAAUUACGGCCUCAUUAGCGCCGGGCUCUGCGGCCGCCAGCGUCCCGCUCCGCAAAUGAGGGGAAAGGCCUGGCUGGUCUCCGAGCUACGGGAACAAAGCGCGCGCGUCUCCCGGAGACCGGCCCCGCUCCCGCCCGGCCCCGCCGCUUCCCGGGGUAUUUUUGGCAGCGCUAUUGUGCUGGGCCCCGCCGCGGCCGGGGGGCGGCUGGGGGGCAGCCCCCUAUAAAGCGCCGUGGCUGGGGCGAGCGGCUCAGGGUGGCUCUGCUCCUCGGCUCCCAGCCGGUCAUGCCCAAGCGCCGCUCGGCCACCUGAAGACACCCAGGAACGAUGGAGGCACCCAACACCAAGGUGGGGACGAGCGGGGGGCGAGCCCCUGGUGGGAGAGCCGGGAGGGAGGCGAUGCCGGGGAGGCUGCAGCGCGGGCAGGGACCCGGGGCCCGGCCCCGCUGGGGGGCACGGUGCACGGCGCUGUGCCACGGGCUGGGCACGGAGGCUGUCGCUGCACGUCCCGCCGUGACCUGCCGUGAGGGAGGACGUUUGCUGCCUCGCGCCGGAGCAGGGCGCGUGUCGCGGCGAGGACACCUGCGGCUUGUCCCUGCGGUGGGAAGGAAAUGCGGUCGGAGCGUGAACGGGACCUUCGUCCGUGGGGCUGGCCGGGGAGCGGGGAGCAGGACUGCAGGGUUCCCCCGUCCCUGGAGGGUGCAGGGCUGCCGGCGCCACAAGUGCUGGAGGGGGAUGCCCCAGGGCUGUUCUCCAGAGAGCUUUUUCCUGGGGCAGCGAGGCAGCAGAGAUGGGAGGCCAGGACCUGCCGUGAGCCCUGUC
Rhea pennata is the source of this 5071-nucleotide messenger RNA. Its product is annotated as inactive phospholipase C-like protein 2. Lineage: Eukaryota; Metazoa; Chordata; Aves; Rheiformes; Rheidae. Gene Ontology annotation, molecular function: phosphatidylinositol-4,5-bisphosphate phospholipase C activity. The record is from RefSeq and is a predicted model, not a curated record. Bases 1 to 3255 code for a protein of 1084 amino acids. Gene Ontology annotation, biological process: release of sequestered calcium ion into cytosol; lipid metabolic process; phosphatidylinositol-mediated signaling. The transcript has 6 exons.